Metopolophium dirhodum (rose-grain aphid) is the source of this 1013-nucleotide messenger RNA. RefSeq lists its product as uncharacterized. NCBI's taxonomy places the organism in Eukaryota, Metazoa, Arthropoda, Insecta, Hemiptera, Aphididae. The transcript is spliced from 8 exons. The record is from RefSeq and is a predicted model, not a curated record. The coding region runs from base 165 to 860 and encodes 231 amino acids.
CAAGACCACCAAAAACAACGGUUCACCAAGCAAAAUAGACACAUAUAUGUACAUAUACAACAAAAGAAACAUGACUACAAUAGUCGAUUUUAUACAAAUAAGUUUCAACGUUGUGACACAUGAAAACCGCACCAGACAGAUUACAAUGACAACGCAACGAUGCGAUGUACUCUUGUCAUACGUUGAAACCCGACCAAUCAGCGAUGAAGACGGCCAAUCGAAGGGGUAUAAAUAUAGGUACAUUUUCAGUAGGAGUGCGAGAUCAGUUGUUGCCCAGUGUUCAUCCCGUGCAGACGUUAGCUACAACAUUAGAUUGGCGCAUAUCGACGUACACUAUGGGCGGCCGCAGAGGCAAAAGGAAUCGGACUCCUCCGGUUACCGAACCGAAGAAACUCCGAAACGGGACCUAUUCUCCGCCACCGCUACUGGUUGCCACAUCACAGCGGCAGCGUGCUGAACCGCCAUCGCCCGAUCAAUCGGACUCCGAAUCGCUGUCAGGCGAAUCUUACGCCUCAUCGGUAAAUUCUCGACCAACCAGCGAUAUUUCGGAAACUGACAGGCAAAUGGCCAGUGUGUCCGCACCUUCUUCCACACUCUCAUCGGAAAGUUUAAAGAAAGUUGGAUUUUCAGACGAUUUUGGAUUUAUAAACUACUGUUUUGCAAAGCAAUUUGUCGAUAUACUGGUGGCAUUCUUCGAGCUCAGUACGAGUUAUUCGAAUGCUCACGAUUAUUUAUAUGAGCCACGACUGUUUUGUUAUAAGGAAAUUAAUAAGAAAAGCUUUUUGACUUGUGUGUUUUGCAAUUUGCCCCCUGCAGAAUUAGAAAGUCCAGGUAAGUGCACUAAUUCUACAUAUAUUUAAUAUUAUAGAGCCAUAUAGGUAUGUACAUAAUAUUAUAAACGGACGUCUGACACCAUCACAUUACAAAAAAAUAAAUAAGGUUAAUAAACGUUUAAAAUAUUUUAUUGUUGAAUGAAAAACUGUGUACCUACGUCCUUACUCGUGAUACAUUUG